AUGUCUCCUUCGCCAAAGCGAUCGCUCGAACGAUACGACAACGGCGAACUUCGCUUUCAAGGAUGCUGCGAUAUCGAAGAGUAUAAAUCCCUUGGAAAACUGGGAGAAGGCACUUUUGGACAGGUAUACAAGGCUCGCUACCAAAAAACGGGGGAUCUGUUUGCCAUGAAAAAGACUCUUAUGCAUAAUGAUAAAGAUGGAUUUCCCAUCACUGCAUUGCGAGAAAUCAAAUUACUCAAAAUGCUGUCACAUCCAAACAUUUUGCAGUUAAAAGAAAUGGCAAUUCAGAAGAAACCCGAACAAAAGAAGAAACCAUUCAUGUUCAUGGUGAUGCCUUACAUGGAACACGAUCUAUCAGGACUACUCGAGAACCCGGACGUCAAAUUCACAGAGCCGCAAAUAAAGUGCUACUUGCUGCAAUUACUGAAAGGUGUCCGUUACUUGCAUGAGAGCGGGGUUCUUCAUCGAGAUAUGAAAGCCGCGAAUCUUCUUAUCAGCAACGACGGGAUCCUUCAAAUAGCAGAUUUUGGACUCGCACGUCCGUAUGAUGAGCAGCCUCCACAGCCUGGCAAGGGUGCGGGCGAAGCGAGGAGAGACUAUACUCCACUUGUGGUUACGAGGUGGUACAGGCCGCCUGAACUACUUCUACAGCUGCGGCGAUAUACGACAGCUGUUGAUAUGUGGGGAGUAGGUUGUGUCUUUGGUGAGAUGUUUAAAGGAAAGCCAAUACUUGCCGGUACAAGCGAUCUCAAUCAAGCAAAUCUUAUAUUUGCACUUGUUGGGUCUCCAACGGAAGAAAAUAUGCCGGGAUGGAGCUCGCUACCUGGAUGUGAAGGUGUCAAGGAAUUCCCGUAUAAACCUGGAAACUUAGGCACAUAUUUCAGAGACACCCUUACUUCACUAGUCCCCCGUAUCCGGCUGAACCUGGUCAACUACCUCAUUACGAGGACUCGCACGAACUUGACCGCCGAAUUCGUCCCAAACCCCAGCCUGCUCCAGCAGGAAGAGCGGCAAACAACUCCGGUCCUCGUUCUGGGACAGGUCAAGGAAGCCGUGUCCCCAGUAUGCCACGGGGAGCCUAUGGCUCCAGAAACAACACGGGCGGAUUUCGACACAAUGCUGAUGAUUCAUUACCUCCAAGACCUCCUCAAUCAUCACAACAACAAUGGCCACCAAAUCGCAGAAAUGACAAUCGCGGUGAACGCUGGAGAGAUGGGCAUCAUCCUUCCUGGACCGGAAAUCGCGGCGGUGACGGUAGAAAUGACGCAUAUGUUCCGAGAUACGAUGGGCAGCAUGGGACUGGCCCAGAUGACGGGCGUUAUGGUAACCGGAGAGAUGGCCACAAUUCCAUGA
This is a messenger RNA of Talaromyces rugulosus, 1353 nucleotides long. RefSeq lists its product as uncharacterized. The transcript has 9 exons. Gene Ontology annotation, cellular component: nucleus. The coding region runs from base 1 to 1353 and encodes 450 amino acids. Gene Ontology annotation, biological process: protein phosphorylation. The record is from RefSeq and is a predicted model, not a curated record. Lineage: Eukaryota; Fungi; Ascomycota; Eurotiomycetes; Eurotiales; Trichocomaceae. Gene Ontology annotation, molecular function: cyclin-dependent protein serine/threonine kinase activity; ATP binding.